Styela clava is the source of this 1761-nucleotide messenger RNA. RefSeq names its product tubulin alpha chain, testis-specific-like. Gene Ontology annotation, cellular component: microtubule. Lineage: Eukaryota; Metazoa; Chordata; Ascidiacea; Stolidobranchia; Styelidae. The record is from RefSeq and is a predicted model, not a curated record. Gene Ontology annotation, biological process: microtubule-based process. Gene Ontology annotation, molecular function: GTP binding; structural constituent of cytoskeleton.
UAUUUUGUCUGAGCACUAAUCACUUGUUGUUCGCUGUCCGAUAUAAGAACAGUUUUGUCAAACGCAUCUCCUCUUGCCACGUCGAGCGUCUAACCCCGUUCGCGGAUCUGUUUAGUUUUAUUUUCGUUCGUUGUUGAAAGGUUAUCGGAAGAUGCGCGAGUGUAUUUCAAUUCACGUUGGACAAGCCGGAGUUCAAAUUGGAAAUGCAUGCUGGGAGCUUUAUUGCCUGGAACAUGGUAUAGAACCAGAUGGUAACAUACCAGCACGUUCUGAUCCCACCAAAGAAUGCAGGGCCGAUGAUUCGUUCAACACUUUUUUCAGCGAGACGGGGUCUGGAAAGUAUGUCCCGAGAGCAGUGUUUGUGGACUUGGAACCAACUGUUGUAGACGAAAUCCGUUCCGGCAAGUAUCGACAACUGUUCCAUCCUGAACAACUGAUUACUGGGAAGGAAGAUGCAGCGAACAAUUACGCGCGUGGACAUUACACCAUCGGCAAAGAACUGGUUGAUUCCGUUUUGGAUCGAAUUCGAAAGCUCACUGAUCAGUGCACCGGUUUACAAGGAUUUCUCAUUUUCCAUUCGUUUGGCGGCGGAACUGGGUCAGGAUUUGCCUCCUUAUUGAUGGAGAGACUCUCUGUAGACUAUGGUAAAAAGUCGAAGCUAGAAUUUGCUGUCUACCCCGCUCCCCAGGUUUCGACCGCUGUUGUUGAACCAUACAAUUCUAUUCUGACCACUCACACAACUCUGGAACAUUCAGAUUGCGCUUUCAUGGUCGACAAUGAAGCCAUCUAUGAUAUAUGUCGACGUAAUCUGGACAUUGACCGCCCAAGCUACACCAAUCUGAACAGACUGGUCGGCCAAAUUGUGUCUUCUAUCACUGCAUCAUUGAGAUUUGAUGGCGCACUCAACGUAGAUCUGACAGAAUUUCAGACUAACUUAGUGCCAUAUCCACGAAUCCAUUUUCCUCUAGUUACAUACGCCCCUGUGAUAUCGGCUGAGAAGGCGUACCACGAACAGCUCUCAGUAGCAGAAAUCACAAACGCUUGCUUUGACCAUGCUAACCAGAUGGUUAAAUGUGAUCCUCGCCAUGGAAAAUAUAUGGCUUGCUGCAUGCUUUACCGAGGUGAUGUUGUUCCGAAAGACGUGAAUGCAGCAAUAGCCAAUAUCAAGUCUAAACGCACGGUGCAGUUCGUCGACUGGUGUCCAACUGGCUUCAAGGUGGGCAUAAACUACCAGCCUCCGACUGUCGUUCCGGGUGGCGACUUGGCAAAAGUACAGCGUGCAGUUUGCAUGCUCAGCAAUACGACUGCCAUCGCUGACGCUUGGGCACGUCUGGAUCACAAGUUCGACUUGAUGUAUGCAAAACGAGCAUUUGUUCACUGGUACGUCGGCGAGGGCAUGGAGGAAGGAGAAUUUUCAGAAGCUCGCGAAGACCUUGCUGCCCUGGAAAAAGACUAUGAAGAGGUUGGUGUCGAUUCUGCGGCUGACGGCAGCGCUGAAGAAGAAGAGUAUUGAGCAGACUUUGAAAAUAUGCCUUCCAAUUGCAAUAUAAAUUGUUAGUGUCCCUAUUUAACACGUUCCUGGCAUAUCUGCAUCAGUUGUCGAGAUUUUCACGCAUUUUCCGAAUUUUGUAUAGUACCACUUUUCCCGAAACGCUUGUUCCCAGAGCGGACACUUUGAUCAGAAUACAUGCAUUUCAAUCAAUAGACUAAAUCUUAAAUGGCUUGUAUGGUAUUAGCUCAUGAAUGAAAUAAUUGAAGCAA